CUCACUCACUUCUAUACACACAUACACAUUAUCUUGAAGAAGAAAAAAACCGACCCCCAAGCAAACACCCUCCUGGGCAGCGAUCACUGGCACAACAGUAGCCAGGUUCGGUUCCUGCCCCGAAGCGACCGCGGGCUGAGAGCUCCGCCGCUGCCAGCUGGAGGAGAGCGAUGCGGGGGCCCGAGCGGCAGCUCAAACAGUAAUGUGGAUUUACAGUCAUUUCCCGCAGGAACCAGCAAAGACGCCCUAAGUCCAGCGCACUUACAGCACAUCGGCAGAGCUGAGUACCUGGCAAGGAGGCGGGGGACCGCACCUGAGGACAUCACUGAAACUUGCGCCUGGACUAGUCCUUCUACUGCCAUGGAAACUAGAUGGGACAGACAGCGGAGAGUCACUCAUUCAGAACAGGAGCCUCCCUUUUAAUUUCAUGUCAGCCUGUUGGUCCCUGAAAGUAACUGAAAAGGAAUUACAAGAGCGACUUUUAUUCUGUGAAACUUCUCUUCUGGAUCUAACAAGGUACAUUUUAUGAUUGACCAUUUCAGCAAAGACUGUUUUCAUUAAAGAACUUCCUUAUCCUUUUUUCAUGAAACUCAGCUUGCUUAAUCAGAGAUGGAGCAAACAGACUGCAAACCUUAUCAGCCUCUGUCCAAAGUCAAGCAUGAAAUGGAUCUAGCUUAUACCAGUUCUUCUGAUGAGAGUGAAGAUGGGAGAAAACCAAGACAGUCAUUCAACUCCAGGGAAACUCUGCAUGAGUAUAACCAAGAGCUGAGGAGGAAUUACAAUAGCCAGAGUAGAAAGAGGAAAGAUGUGGAGAAAUCUACUCAAGAGAUAGAAUUCUGUGAAACACCUCCUACUUUGUGCUCUGGCUACCACACAGACAUGCACAGUGUUUCUCGGCAUGGCUACCAGCUGGAGAUGGGAUCUGAUGUAGACACAGAGACAGAAGGAGCUGCAUCACCUGACCAUGCACUCAGAAUGUGGAUAAGAGGCAUGAAAUCAGAACACAGUUCCUGUCUGUCCAGUAGGGCCAACUCUGCACUGUCCUUGACCGACACUGAUCAUGAACGGAAGUCUGAUGGGGAAAAUGGUUUUAAAUUCUCUCCUGUUUGUUGUGACAUGGAGGCUCCAGCUGAUUCGGCUCAAGACAUUCAAAGCAGCCCACACAACCAGUUCACCUUCAGACCCCUCCCACCACCGCCACCUCCUCCACAUGCCUGCACCUGUGCCAGGAAACCACCUCCUACAGUGGACUCUCUACAAAGAAGAUCAAUGACUACCCGCAGCCAGCCCAGCCCAGCUGCUCCUGCUCCUCCAACCAGCACACAGGAUUCAGUUCAUCUGCAUAACAGCUGGGUCUUGAACAGUAACAUACCACUGGAGACCAGGCAUUUCCUGUUCAAACAUGGAUCUGGUUCUUCUGCUAUCUUCAGUGCAGCCAGUCAGAACUACCCUCUGACAUCUAAUACUGUCUACUCACCACCACCGAGGCCGCUGCCUCGAAGCACCUUUUCCCGACCUGCCUUCACUUUUAACAAACCAUACAGAUGCUGCAAUUGGAAGUGCACAGCCUUGAGCGCCACUGCAAUCACAGUGACUUUGGCCUUGUUACUAGCCUAUGUAAUUGCAGUACACUUGUUUGGCCUGACGUGGCAGUUGCAACCAGUUGGACAGAUCUAUGCGAAUGGAAUUAGCAAUGGGAACCCAGGGACCGAGUCCAUGGAUACUACUUACUCUCCCAUUGGAGGAAGAGUUUCUGACAAAUCAGAGAAAAAAGUGUUCCAGAAGGGACGAGCAAUUGACACUGGGGAAGUUGACAUUGGAGCCCAGGUCAUGCAGACCAUUCCACCUGGCUUAUUCUGGCGUUUCCAGAUUACUAUCCACCAUCCUAUAUAUCUGAAAUUCAAUAUUUCUUUAGCCAAGGACUCUCUUCUGGGAAUUUAUGGCAGAAGAAACAUUCCACCUACACACACUCAGUUUGAUUUCGUAAAAUUAAUGGAUGGCAAACAACUGGUAAAACAGGACUCUAAGAGCUCAGAUGACAUCCAGCACUCCCCAAGGAAUCUCAUCUUAACAUCACUUCAGGAGACGGGUUUCAUAGAGUACAUGGACCAAGGACCUUGGUAUCUGGCAUUUUACAAUGAUGGAAAAAAGAUGGAGCAAGUAUUUGUGCUAACUACAGCAAUUGAAAUAAUGGAUGACUGCUCAACCAAUUGUAAUGGAAAUGGAGAGUGUAUCUCUGGACACUGUCAUUGUUUCCCAGGCUUCCUUGGACCUGACUGUGCUAGAGAUUCUUGCCCCGUGCUGUGUGGUGGAAAUGGAGAAUACGAAAAAGGCCACUGUGUCUGCAGGAAUGGCUGGAAAGGGCCUGAGUGUGAUGUUCCAGAAGAGCAGUGCAUUGACCCAACCUGCUUUGGCCAUGGUACCUGCAUCAUGGGAGUUUGCAUCUGUGUUCCAGGAUACAAAGGAGAAAUUUGUGAAGAAGAGGACUGCUUAGAUCCAAUGUGUUCCAGCCAUGGCAUCUGUGUCAAAGGAGAAUGUCAUUGUUCUACUGGCUGGGGUGGAGUCAACUGUGAAACUCCACUUCCUAUAUGUCAAGAGCAGUGCUCCGGACAUGGAACUUUUCUUCUGGACACUGGAGUUUGCAGCUGUGAUCCCAAGUGGACAGGAUCCGACUGCUCUACAGAGCUCUGUACCAUGGAGUGUGGUAGCCAUGGGGUCUGCUCAAGGGGAAUAUGCCAAUGUGAAGAAGGCUGGGUAGGACCAACAUGUGAGGAACGUUCCUGUCACUCUCACUGUGCUGAGCAUGGCCAAUGCAAAGAUGGAAAAUGUGAAUGUAGCCCUGGGUGGGAGGGCGACCACUGCACAAUUGCUCACUACUUAGAUGCUGUUCGAGAUGGCUGUCCAGGGCUCUGCUUUGGAAAUGGACGAUGUACCCUGGAUCAAAAUGGUUGGCACUGUGUGUGUCAGGUUGGUUGGAGUGGAACAGGCUGCAACAUCGUCAUGGAAAUGCUUUGUGGUGACAACUUGGACAAUGAUGGAGAUGGUUUGACAGACUGUGUGGACCCAGAUUGUUGUCAACAAAGCAACUGUUAUGUAAGCCCACUCUGUCAGGGAUCACCAGAUCCCCUUGACCUCAUCCAACAAAGCCAGCCCCUCUUCUCUCAGCACACUUCAAGACUCUUCUAUGAUAGAAUCAAAUUUCUUAUUGGCAAGGAUAGUACUCAUGUCGUCCCUCAAGAUAUCUCAUUUGACAGCAGGCGUGCUUGUGUGAUUCGAGGCCAAGUGGUGGCUGUAGAUGGAACCCCUCUUGUGGGAGUCAAUGUCAGUUUCUUGUAUCACAGUGACUACGGCUUUACCAUCAGUCGGCAAGAUGGGAGCUUUGAUCUCGUAGCCAUUGGUGGUAUCUCUGUAGUCUUAAUCUUUGACCGAUCACCUUUCCUGUCUGAAAAGAGAACACUCUGGUUGCCCUGGAAUCAGUUUAUUGUGGUGGAGAAAGUGAUCAUGCAGAGAAUUGUAGCAGACGCACCAUCCUGUGAUAUUUCCAACUUCAUCAGCCCAAAUCCUAUUGUACUUCCUUCACCACUCACAUCAUUUGGAGGAUCCUGUCCAGAAAGGGGAACAAUUGUACCCGAGCUUCAGGUUGUACAGGAGGAAAUCCCCAUUCCAUCCAGCUUUGUGAGGCUGAGUUACCUGAGCAGUAGAACACCUGGGUAUAAAACUUUGCUACGGAUCCUUUUGACACAUUCAACAAUUCCUGUGGGCAUGAUUAAAGUACACCUCACAGUUUCUGUGGAAGGGCGACUCACACAGAAGUGGUUUCCUGCUGCAAUUAAUCUGGUCUAUACAUUUGCUUGGAACAAGACUGACAUCUAUGGACAGAAGGUUUGGGGCCUGGCAGAAGCUUUGGUGUCUGUGGGAUAUGAAUAUGAGAUGUGCCCUGAAUUUAUUCUCUGGGAACAAAGGACAGUCGUUUUGCAGGGCUUUGAGAUGGAUGCAUCUAACCUAGGAGGCUGGUCCUUGAAUAAGCAUCAUAUUUUUAAUCCUCAAAGCGGAAUUAUUCAUAAAGGAAAUGGAGAAAAUAUGUUCAUUUCCCAGCAGCCCCCAGUCAUAGCUACCAUAAUGGGCAAUGGACACCAAAGGAGUGUAGCCUGCACUAACUGCAAUGGUCCAGCCCAUAACAACAAACUCUUUGCUCCUGUCGCCUUAGCUUCUGGUCCUGAUGGUAGUGUGUAUGUUGGAGACUUCAAUUUUGUAAGGCGAAUAUUUCCUUCAGGAAACUCUGUUAGCAUUUUGGAACUAAGAAACAGAGAUACCAGACAUAGCACAAGCCCUGCACACAAGUACUAUCUGGCUAUGGACCCUAUGUCUGAAUCACUCUACCUAUCAGACACCAAUACUCGAAAAGUCUACAAACUGAAAUCUCUCGUGGAAACAAAAGAUCUCUCUAAGAAUUUUGAAGUGGUCGCAGGAACAGGUGACCAGUGCCUUCCCUUUGACCAAAGUCACUGCGGAGAUGGUGGAAAAGCCUCGGAAGCUUCACUGAACAGCCCUCGAGGCAUCACAGUAGAUAGGCAUGGAUUCAUUUACUUCGUGGAUGGGACUAUGAUCCGACGAAUUGAUGGGAAUGCUGUGAUCACAACUGUAAUUGGCUCAAACGGUCUGACUUCUACACAGCCAUUGAGCUGUGACUCUGGAAUGGACAUCACUCAGGUGCGAUUAGAGUGGCCAACAGACCUUGCAGUCAAUCCCAUGGACAAUUCAUUGUAUGUCCUGGAUAACAACAUUGUGCUGCAAAUUUCUGAGAACAGGCGUGUGCGGAUCAUUGCAGGGCGUCCCAUUCACUGCCAGGUGCCCGGCAUCGAUCAUUUCUUGGUCAGCAAAGUAGCAAUUCACUCCACCCUGGAGUCAGCUAGGGCCAUCAGCGUCUCCCACAGCGGGCUGCUCUUCAUCGCUGAAACAGACGAGAGGAAAGUGAACCGCAUUCAGCAAGUGACCACCAAUGGGGAGAUCUCCAUCAUUGCCGGUGCUCCCACUGACUGCGACUGUAAAAUUGAUCCCAACUGUGACUGUUUUUCAGGUGAUGGUGGCUAUGCCAAAGAUGCAAAGAUGAAAGCUCCCUCUUCCUUAGCAGUGUCACCUGAUGGUACCCUCUAUGUAGCAGAUCUUGGCAAUGUUCGAAUUCGUACCAUCAGCAAGAAUCAAGCCCACCUGAAUGACAUGAACCUAUAUGAGAUUGCCUCUCCUGCUGACCAAGAACUCUACCAGUUCACUGUAAAUGGAACGCACCUACAUACCAUGAACUUGAUAACAAGGGACUAUGUUUAUAACUUCACCUACAAUGCUGAAGGUGAUUUGGGUGCAAUCACUAGCAGCAAUGGCAAUUCAGUGCAUAUACGCCGGGAUGCAGGUGGGAUGCCCCUGUGGCUUGUUGUGCCUGGCGGACAAGUCUACUGGCUUACCAUAAGUAGCAAUGGUGUCCUGAAAAGAGUGUCAGCCCAAGGCUACAAUUUGGCCUUGAUGACCUACCCAGGAAACACAGGACUUCUGGCAACAAAAAGUAAUGAAAAUGGAUGGACAACUGUUUAUGAGUAUGACCCCGAGGGACAUCUGACCAAUGCAACUUUUCCUACUGGAGAGGUCAGCAGCUUCCACAGUGACCUGGAGAAGCUGACAAAAGUGGCACUAGACACUUCCAACCGCGAAAAUGUCCUCAUGUCAACCAACUUGACAGCAACCAGCACUAUCUACAUUUUAAAACAAGAAAAUACUCAAAGUACCUAUCGGGUGAGUCCAGAUGGUUCACUACGUGUCACCUUUGCCAGUGGGAUGGAGAUCAACCUCAGCUCGGAGCCCCACAUCCUGGCAGGGGCUGUCAACCCCACUCUGGGCAAAUGCAACAUAUCGUUGCCUGGAGAGCACAAUGCAAACCUCAUUGAGUGGAGACAGAGAAAGGAGCAAAACAAAGGCAACGUUUCAGCUUUUGAGAGAAGACUGAGGGCCCAUAACAGAAACCUACUUUCCAUUGAUUUUGAUCAUAUGACUCGCACGGGGAAGAUCUAUGAUGACCACCGAAAAUUCACUCUUCGAAUUCUUUAUGACCAGACCGGGCGACCUAUUCUGUGGUCUCCUGUGAGCAGAUAUAAUGAAGUGAACAUCACGUAUUCACCUUCAGGAUUAGUCACAUUUAUUCAAAGAGGAACCUGGAAUGAAAAGAUGGAGUAUGACCAGAGUGGAAAAAUAAUCUCAAGAACUUGGGCUGAUGGGAAAAUUUGGAGCUAUACCUACUUAGAAAAGUCUGUGAUGCUUCUCUUACACAGUCAGCGGCGUUACAUCUUUGAGUAUGACCAAUCAGAUUGCCUGCUGUCAGUUACCAUGCCUAGCAUGGUGCGCCACAGCUUACAAACCAUGCUUUCAGUGGGCUACUACCGUAAUAUCUACACCCCACCAGACAGCAGCACCUCUUUUAUCCAAGACUACAGUCGAGAUGGCCGACUGUUACAGACUCUGCAUCUAGGGACUGGGCGCAGAGUUUUAUACAAGUACACAAAGCAAGCAAGACUGUCUGAGAUUCUCUAUGACACCACUCAGAUCACAUUAACAUAUGAAGAGUCUUCUGGAGUAAUUAAGACAAUACACCUGAUGCAUGACGGAUUCAUCUGCACAAUCAGAUACAGGCAAACAGGACCUCUCAUUGGACGUCAGAUUUUCCGAUUCAGUGAAGAAGGUCUUGUGAAUGCACGGUUUGACUACAGUUACAACAACUUUCGUGUCACCAGCAUGCAAGCUGUGAUCAACGAGACCCCUUUGCCCAUAGAUCUGUACCGAUAUGUUGAUGUUUCUGGUAGAACAGAACAGUUUGGAAAAUUCAGUGUAAUUAAUUAUGAUUUAAAUCAGGUUAUAACUACAACAGUGAUGAAGCACACCAAGAUCUUCAAUGCCAAUGGACAAGUCAUUGAGGUCCAAUAUGAGAUCCUAAAGGCAAUUGCCUACUGGAUGACUAUUCAGUAUGAUAAUAUGGGCAGGAUGGUCAUAUGUGAUAUAAGGGUAGGAGUAGAUGCCAAUAUCACAAGGUAUUUCUAUGAAUACGAUGCUGAUGGACAACUUCAAACUGUUUCUGUGAAUGACAAAAUCCAGUGGCGGUAUAGUUACGAUCUGAACGGAAACAUCAACCUUUUGAGCCAUGGGAAUAGUGCUCGUCUUACUCCUCUCCGAUAUGACCUCCGAGACCGCAUCACUAGACUAGGGGAAAUUCAGUAUAAAAUGGAUGAAGACGGUUUUCUGAGACAGAGGGGAAAUGAUAUAUUUGAGUAUAAUUCUAAUGGUCUGCUGCAGAAAGCCUACAAUAAAGUUUCUGGCUGGACUGUACAGUAUUACUAUGAUGGGCUUGGGCGACGCGUUGCCAGUAAGUCCAGCCUAGGACAGCAUCUCCAAUUCUUUUAUGCAGACCUGGCCAACCCUAUAAGAGUUACUCAUCUGUACAACCACACAAGCGCAGAGAUUACAUCUCUUUAUUAUGAUCUCCAAGGUCACCUUAUUGCCAUGGAGCUAAGCAGUGGUGAGGAAUAUUAUGUAGCCUGUGAUAAUAUGGGCACUCCACUAGCUGUGUUCAGCAGUCGGGGUCAGGUCAUAAAAGAGAUUCUGUAUACACCUUAUGGUGACAUCUAUCAUGAUACAUACCCUGACUUUGAGGUCAUCAUUGGUUUUCAUGGAGGACUCUAUGAUUUUCUUACUAAACUAGUGCAUCUAGGGCAAAGGGAUUAUGAUGUUGUUGCUGGCAGAUGGACAACGCCUAAUCAUCACAUAUGGAAACAGUUGAACCUUCUUCCUAAACCAUUCAACCUCUACUCCUUUGAGAAUAACUACCCAGUUGGCAAAAUUCAAGAUGUUGCAAAGUAUACCACAGACAUUGGCAGCUGGCUGGAGCUCUUUGGUUUCCAGUUACAUAACGUACUACCUGGAUUUCCCAAACCAGAACUCGAAAACAUGGAAUUAACUUAUGAGCUUCUUCAACUUCAGACAAAAACCCAAGAGUGGGAUCCUGGAAAGAUGAUCCUGGGCAUUCAGUGUGAGCUCCAGAAACAACUAAGGAAUUUCAUUUCCUUGGAUCAGCUUCCUAUGACUCCUCAGUACAAUGAGGGGAGGUGUCUUGAAGGAGGGAAACAGCCGAGGUUUGCUGCUGUCCCUUCUGUCUUUGGGAAAGGUAUCAAAUUUGCCAUCAAAGAGGGCAUAGUGACAGCUGAUAUUAUAGGAGUAGCCAAUGAAGAUAGCAGGCGUCUUGCUGCCAUUCUCAACAAUGCUCAUUACCUGGAAAACCUGCAUUUUACCAUAGAAGGGAGGGACACUCACUACUUCAUUAAGCUCGGGUCUCUGGAGGAAGACCUGGUGCUCAUCGGUAACACUGGGGGGAGGCGGAUUCUGGAGAAUGGUGUUAAUGUCACUGUGUCUCAGAUGACGUCAGUGUUGAAUGGGAGGACUAGACGGUUUGCAGAUAUCCAACUGCAGCACGGAGCUCUGUGCUUCAAUAUCCGGUAUGGAACGACUGUCGAAGAGGAGAAGAACCAUGUGUUGGAGAUGGCCAGACAGCGCGCAGUGGCCCAGGCCUGGACUCAGGAGCAGAGGAGGUUACAGGAAGGGGAAGAAGGGACUCGGGUAUGGACAGAGGGAGAAAAGCAGCAGCUUUUGGGCACCGGGAGGGUGCAGGGGUAUGAUGGGUAUUUUGUCUUGUCUGUUGAGCAGUAUUUAGAACUUUCAGACAGUGCCAACAAUAUUCACUUCAUGAGACAGAGUGAAAUAGGCAGGAGGUAACAAAAGAAAUCUCUGCCUUUGCGUCACCAAAGACUGCCUGUUUUUAAAACAAAACAAAACAAAACAAAACAAAAAAAGGUUUAUUGUAUUGGUUUUCUAGAUCAGAACUCUGUAUAUGUAAAUAUGGAGGAAAAACAUAUCCAACUGCCUUUCAAUGUGACAGAAGAUGGUAUUUUAAUAUUGUUUGUUUAAACUCUUUAAGAAAAAUGACAGAGAUUUUUAGUUCUCGUGUGGCAGUAUUCAAAAGAACACAAGCUGAACUCAAACAGCUAACCCAAAUGUUUUCAAAAAGCACCACGUUCAAUUUGUUGAGCCAUGCUUAUGUUCAACCACAUAUAAAGAACCCAAGGCUCUCAAUUUCUAUUGUGACACCAAGGUUCACAUUGAAUUGUUGGCAGAACUUACAGGCUACUUUAAAAUGUGGUGCAAUAGUAUUUAAUCCUUGCAUCUCAAAAGACUGCCAGCCCCUUCACAUUGUCCAAAUCUGUUCUAGGAAACUUAAAAGGAAAUCUAAAAUGUCUUCAAACACCAUCUCCUGGAGUCAGAAACUGUUUUCCCUCCUUUUCUGAUUUUUCCUCCUUGCCUGUUAAAAAGUAAAUGCCAUGUUGUUGUGCUGUGUUUUGGCGUGUGAUGGCUGGCUUCAGUCUACCAUCCCUUACUGUGAGUGCAGUAAGCAGGCUGGAGAGCCGCUGAUUUGCUUGUGUGUACGUGAUACCAAAGCAGCUGGUCGAUGUGACCUCUCUCACAUAAUCUGUUUUGACUCAAUUUUUUCUCCAUUUGCCCAGCUGUAUUGGCAUCGUGUAAACAUAGCUUUUAGUAACCUGGGUAGGAAUUUCUCCUUUAUAUAUAGGAUGUGCUUUGGUCAUAGUUUCACAUUAGUAAUUCAGUAUUUAUACACUAAUCCAAUGGUUUGUGCACAUGAAAGGUAAUAUACUAAAAUGGAUGGUUCUGAUACAAGAAAAGAGGCUUUAACAGGUCUAUGUGCCUGUGAAGCUGAGAAACAUAUUAACUACUGCUGCAGAAAUUCCUGAGAGCCAAAACCUUAGAAACAAUAGACCUUGCAUUACAGUGAAAAUGAGAUGAAAGCCAACAUAACUAUAGUUGCUGCCUCAUCAUUUCCUCCCACUUAGAGUCAUCUUUCAAAUGUACGAUUUUGUAUUGAAUCUCUCCCAGCCAUAUGCAGAAAAUUGAAUUAAGUGAAUCCUUUCCAACUUAAAGCAUUUCAUCUAAUUACCGAGGGGCAGACUAGUUUUUCACCAAUGUAAUUUAUGUGAUUAGUUUACUUCUCUGUCUUUAAUCCACAUAUGUUUGUUUCAUAAUUUUUCCACCUUGGAAAAUAACUAUUUUCAGGAGGGGUUGUUUGUUCCAUAGUCACUCAAAAUUUAGAGACAUGUCAGGGUUAAUAUUAAUAGCUGCUGCAGUUUUCUCAAUCUCUUAUGAAUCCUGCAGUAAAAGAAGCCACUUGGUGAGCUGAGAGAUUUGUGCCCAUUGACAAAGAGGCAGUUUAUAAAAUGCUGUGUAAUUGCAAGUUGCUGCAAAUGAAAAUUCAUGACAGCACAGUGUGCCCAGUAGAAAAUUCCCAGGAGCCAGCUUCCACCCUCGCAUCACCCGAUGAACAUUUGCUAUGUCUGGAGGAGAAUUUAUGAUUGACUGUUCAUUUAGAUUCUUUCCAGCUACUACCUAAAUACAAUAUGGGGUCAUUGGCCUGCUUGUAAUGACAGUUGCAUUGAAAAUAUGCAAAGUCAGAGUCCAGGCUCAUGUUAAGAUGAUUUCCUUUUUUUAAGAAUCUGACUCUCAUUAUACAAAGAAUGAGGGAGAGGGACCCCAGCAAAUAGUAGGGGAGGGCGUAUUGAAAUAUAUCAUUGUGAAAACCUUCAGGUUCAGAUCAUCACAUACAUGCAGUGAGAACAGGGGAGGAAGAGAGAGAGAAUCCAUAAUGAACUCAUCAUUUAUCUUUGUAAUUGGAAGCACAGCAGCUCAAGAUAUUGUUAAUCCAGACUAAAAUCCCAGGGUAGGGUUUUCCCCGAAUCAGGCUUGUGUCCUCAGUACAGUAUUCACAAUGGAAUAUUUACAAGUUUUGCAAACAUGUUGAAAAUUUGAAUACCUCCACACCAACCUAAAAAUAGAUCUUAAGUUCCUAGAACCUCUGACAUUCUUUGAAGUCAAUGGGAAAAUAAUUUGUUAACUGUACAUAAAAGUGCAUUCUUAAAUGUGGUGUAUUUGUAUCACUAACCCAAUGUGUCAAUCUUGGAGCCUAUUUUGCUUCUAUUUUAAGUGAUUGCGCUAUUUUGCAACUCACUAGUGAUGUAUCAUUUUCAAACCGAUUUAAAUAUCCAUUAGGAAGAAAUAUUUGGAACUAUUCCUUAAUAGUAAUUACCUUGAACUGUGCAAUUCUAGUUUGUAAUAUGUAUUUAGUUAGUUUGUGCCUUUGGUUACCUAAAGUUAUAUUUGUAUUAUAUUCAGGAAAUGCACUUUUUAUCACUUACAACUGUGGUUUUAAUACUGCCUUGAAAUAUUAUUGUUCUCUUUACAACUCCUAAAGUUUUGAGGAGGAAAAGAAAAAAAAAAACCAAAAGGUUUUUAGUAUAACAAGUUGCAAAUCAAAGAGAAACAUUUUGGCAUUUCAUAAAAAGAACAUGGAAAUAUUAAGUAUAUUGCUUCCUGUUGGCAGGGUAAGAAGGAUUGCUUUCACUGAGUUUUAGUUCUGAAGUUUGAAUGAGAGGACAAAUCAUUUGUGUUUCCUGAUGACAGUGCAGCUUUGAAGGGAAAAGAAAUGCAUGAAAUUUCUCACAUGCAAAAGACAGGUGGCUCACAUGACACAGCUACAUACCACUCAAGCAGGUUAAAGUGAGAAGAUAGUAUUUGAUGCUCCUGUGAGGAACAUUCUGGGAGGGAUACAGGAAAUACUCUGUGAUUGCUUCUUUUCCUUAGGCCCAUUUCAUUGGUGUGAUUUUGGGUUUGAACUUGAUUUACUGUUGCACUCUAGAGAUCCAAAUGAGCUGAAAAGUUCAAAGGUUAAGAGGUAUUUAAAUCCAACUAUUUUCAGUUGUCAUUCCAACCGCUGUUGAUUAGAAGCAAGAUUCUGGAAGGAAAGAGGAAUACUGCUCAAUUCACUCUCUCACCAGAACACUUGCCAUAGAAAUAAGCAUAUGUUUUAUUUUUCAACCCAGCAAAAUAAUGUAUAAAAUAAGGAUGCCAUUUAUUCUCAAGCCACCUAGGAGUUCUAUAAUAUAUAGACUGCAUAUAUAUGAAAUAAUAUAUACAACAUAGCCAAAUAUAUGAAAACUUGACAAUGUAUAAUUUGCAAUUCACAUACUACCUACAUAGAGAGGUAUAACAUUCCGUUACAACUUCCCUUAGAAUUUUAGUUUCCAUCACUUAUUUCUGCAUUUCCUUUUUCUCUUGCUUUCCCACCAGACCUGUUCCCACAGUAACUUUACCAGAGAGUCCAGGCAAAGUUUUUGCGUUUCUGCAGAUUUGUUUGUGUUAAGGUCAAUUUAGUUCAAUUGCGAUGAAAAGCAGAAGUAUAAUCAUAAAGUAUCAAGAAAAAUUGGAGGGAAUGGAGUGUAUCAUAGCUUGUAGGGAAACAUGUGGCUAUAGAUUGGGUGUACCAUUCUUGUUUUCUUGGAGGAACACACAUAUACAUAGAGACCUGCCUGAUACUUCAGAUCUCAGACUGCUCUUCCACAGCCUUCUGUAAGGUUCUUUAUUCUGCAAAGAAAAGAAAACAAACAAAAAAAGAGCAAAAGAACAAAAACAGAAAAAAAGAGAAAAACAAAACAAAACAAAAAAACAGUAAUAAUUCAACCACAAAACGGUGACUUAUUUCAGUGUGUCCUUUGUGUGAAAGCUGUUAAGGACCAAAUAUACUACUGUGUUACUGUGUAUAAGAAGAAAUCGCUUCCUAAACAGUAAUUGAACAUACUUAGAGUUAAACUUGCUGUGGAUUUUGUCUUGGCAGUUGUCAUCUUACAUUAUUUGUCAAAGGAAAUGUGUUUGGCAGUUAAAAAUCUUUCCUUAGAUUUAGUGGUGGACUUUAACCUCUUAAAUAAAUGUUAGUAUAUCAGAUUGUGUCCUUGAAAAAUAUUUUACGUGUAUGAAUCAUGACAGUGUCUAAAUCUUUACUGUUCUUCUGGCAAAAGCAUCAGUAAGAGAAACGGUGAAAAGGAGAAGUCCAGCCUUUCUGUCAGAAAAGGACUCUUUUUAGCUGCUUCCUUUCUCAUGAAAAGUAAAGAUGUUUACAGUGUAUGCCAAGAUUUUCAGUUUCUAUGUAACAACAGUUAGAGGUUCUAAUCAUACUGAAAAUUGUGUUCUAAUGGCCUGAGCCGUGUUGCUAGGAAACAAUAGGUUCCAAUUUUGUAUUCCUGCUCUCCUGUGCUGAAAAGUGACUGGAUACUGUACAGGUUCAUGUUCUCUGGCUGCAGUUCCAUGGUCUUUUGCAUUUUGCUCUGGCUUUCAGGCCAGAAGCAUGCAUUUUUUUCUACAAGAGCAUCACAACAACAUGCUGUAAAUACUUAAAAGUUAAACAUUAUGUGUCAAUAUUUGAAAGAAAAGUACUUUGAAUAUUUCAUUUUUAAAAAAUAAAAUCGCAAAUGAA
Molecule: messenger RNA, 13402 nt
Organism: Mus caroli (Ryukyu mouse)
Lineage: Eukaryota; Metazoa; Chordata; Mammalia; Rodentia; Muridae
Gene: Tenm1
Product: teneurin transmembrane protein 1
Biological process (GO): neuron development; heterophilic cell-cell adhesion; signal transduction
Cellular component (GO): membrane; neuron projection
Molecular function (GO): protein heterodimerization activity; cell adhesion molecule binding; protein homodimerization activity
Source: RefSeq, a predicted model, not a curated record